UACUAUCAUUAAAAAAAUGUAAGACUUCGUUUCCAUAUUGAAAAUGUAUGUUUCUCACAAAUAUUAUGUGUAAGCUAUGCUAAGCACACUUGUGCUGCUGUCAUCUCAAAUAAAUUAAGUGUAUGCUGCUGUCAAUUUGAAAUUGUCAAAUGUCAAACGAUAGCUGCGUUUGUCAAAUCGGCGUUUUCGAAAAUUUCGCUUGUCAUUCAUUCAUCAAGACUUUAUUGAAAACAGUUUUAAACAAAAAAUGGCUCUACUCGAUUUCUGCCGUUUAAAUGAAAAAAUUAACUUGAAACCCGUUGAUUCUCUAGCAUCAUUCAAUAAUGACAUUACCGGCUACAGUGAAAACUUUGUAAACAGCGCUCAGCUCGCUUCUCCCCCAUUUGCGAAUCCUGCUGAAACCUUAGCACACUUCAACACAAAGGAUGAGACUGGAAAGGAAAUCAAAAUUCAGUUUGACCACGGCACCACCACUCUUGGUUUCCGAUACAAAGGAGGAGUCUUAUUAGCCGUCGACUCUCGAGCUACAGGUGGCCAAUUUAUUGGUUCUCAAUCCAUGAAGAAAAUAGUAGAAAUCAACGACUAUUUGCUUGGUACUCUCGCUGGUGGUGCAGCAGACUGUGUCUACUGGGACAGAGUACUCGCAAAGCAAUGCCGUCUCUAUGAGCUUCGGAAUAGGGAGCGUAUUUCUGUAGCAGCAGCCAGUAAACUCAUGGCUAACAUGGUGUACAACUACAAAGGAAUGGGCCUCAGCAUGGGAAUGAUGUUAGCUGGUAUUGACAAGAGAGGAGCACAACUAUACUAUGUAGACAGUGAAGGUACUCGCACUCCAGGCAAGGUGUUCUCAGUGGGCUCAGGUUCUGUGUAUGCUUUUGGUGUACUUGACUCUGGAUACAGCUGGGAUCUGUCAGAUGAGGACGCACAAGAGCUGGGUCGACGUGCGAUUUACCACGCUACUCACCGCGACGCGUACUCUGGCGGGAUCAUAAGAGUGUACCACAUCAACGACAAGGGUUGGGUCAACAUCUCCAACGAGGAUUGCUCCGACCUCCACUACAAGUACCAAGCAGAGAAGGGCAUCAAGGAUGAUCAGUUUUAAAUUGUUUUUGUAUAAGAAAUAAAAUGUAUUUGUA
Molecule: messenger RNA, 1133 nt
Organism: Bombyx mori (domestic silkworm)
Lineage: Eukaryota; Metazoa; Arthropoda; Insecta; Lepidoptera; Bombycidae
Gene: Prosbeta5
Product: proteasome subunit beta type-5
Exons: 6
Coding region: 248-1099 (283 amino acids)
Cellular component (GO): proteasome core complex
Molecular function (GO): threonine-type endopeptidase activity
Source: RefSeq, a predicted model, not a curated record